Papaver somniferum (opium poppy) is the source of this 1488-nucleotide messenger RNA. Its product is annotated as ACT domain-containing protein ACR1-like. The record is from RefSeq and is a predicted model, not a curated record. The transcript has a single exon. NCBI's taxonomy places the organism in Eukaryota, Viridiplantae, Streptophyta, Magnoliopsida, Ranunculales, Papaveraceae. Bases 1 to 1488 code for a protein of 495 amino acids.
AUGGCUACUGGAUAUGAGCCAUAUUUUGAUCCAGACUAUGAAUCUUUGAUUGAGAGAAUACAUGCUCCAAGAGUUUGCGUAGAUAAUGAAACAUGUACAGAUUGUACACUUGUGAAAGUAGACAGAGCAAACAAACACGAGAUACUGGUAGAGAUGGUUCAAGUUCUCACGGAUCUUGAUCUCCUCAUCUCCAAAUCAUACAUCUCCUCUGAUGGAGGUUGGUGUAUGGACGUGUUCCAUGUGACGGACCAACUUGGGCACAAACUAACUGACAAUACCCUCAUCCGUUACAUCGAGCAGUCGUUAUGUGGCGGAAGGAGGGGAGAUAAAACAGAAGUGAAUGAGGUAACCUCCAACAGAACGUGCAUAGGCAGUAUAAUGAGAUCACUGCAUGCAUCAACAGAUUACACUGCGUUUGAAUUGAUGGCAAUAGAUAAACCUGGCUUACUGUCUGAAAUCUCUGCUGUAUUGGCUGAGCUUCGCUGCAAUGUGGCUGCUGCUGUUGUCUGGACUCACAAGAAGCGCGCAGCAAGCGUCUUGUACAUAGAGGAUGAAUCAAAAGGAGGUGGACCCAUAACAAGUUCCGAAAGAAUGCUCCGUGUGGAAGAACAACUUGCGAUUGUUGUAGGUUCCCAUCAUUGCAAGGGUGAGAGAAGAAUAAUGAGGUUGGUAGAGGAUCCGCCUUCAGAGAGGGUACACACUGGACGUCGAUUACAUCAACUGAUGCAAGCAGAUAUGCACCAUGAGAUCAGCUGCAGCAAAGAUGGGAAUGACAGUGGUAAGAGGAGGCGUAGCGGCAGUAAUAAUAAUAUAGUGACAGAAGUGUGUAUAGAGAACUGCAACGAGAAAGGGUACACAGUGGUGAAUGUGAGAUGUAAAGACCGGCCAAAGCUGUUAUUCGACACUGUAUGCACUUUGACAGAUUUGGGGUACGUGGUGUUUCAUGCUGCUAUAAGCUCCAGAGACUCCCUUGCUGUCCAGGAAUACUAUAUCAGGCGGAGAGAUGGCUGCACUCUGGAUUCAGAGAGGGAGAGACAAAGGGUCAUGCAGUCCUUGGUAGAAGCUGCGGAACGCAGGGUUUCCCAUGGGGUGAAGUUAGAUGUGUGCACUAAGAACAGAGUGGGAUUGCUAUCAGAUAUUACUAGGGUGUUCCGAGAGCAUGGCUUGUCUGUGUCAAGGGCAGAAAUUAGUACUCUUGGAGAGAAGGCAAUUGGGUCAUUCUACGUUACAGAUGCAUAUACAGGAAAAAAUGCAGAUCCCAAGACCGUGGAGCUGGUCAGAAGUGAGAUUGGCGCGACAGUUUUAGAGGCUAAUAAAUCAAUUUCAGCAGAAUGGUCCAGCAAUGGUUCCAACUCCCAGAACAAUAGAAGCAGUAGUACUUGCAGUGGGGAUGUAGAGGAAAGGCCUGCAAAAUCGUCCCUGGGCUUGGGAAGUCUGUUGUGGGCUCCGUUUGUGCGUCUCUCAAGUAAUUCGUGGGGUUCAGCUUGA